CCGAAAUCAGUACCUCCAUCGCAAUGAAAAUCGACGGACUGACCUUUCUCGGCCUUUCGCUCACUUGGUCGAUCGGUUGGGGCUUAAUCGUUCCGCAACAUCAUUGCGAUAAUUACUUCAGUUACAUGAAGGAAUCGGAUGGUCAAUACUUUGGUCUUUUCACCGCGCCCAGAGGAGGAAUCAACAAUGUGAAAUGGGUUGCGGUUUUUAAUGCUGACAAAACAGACCAGUCACACACGGUCGGUUCACUGGAGCUCUAUCCUUAUAAAGAUCAGGCUUUUCGCGAUUUACAAAAUGGCGAACGGACAAAGGUGUCUGUGCGUUUUCAAGACUUUGGGAACAAGCUGCCAAAGUUGCUACGACUGGAGUUUAAUGAAGAGCUGCUCUGUAGUAACCCGGAAUACGAUCCUCCGUCGAGCACAAUGACACGGCAACGGACCUACUCCACUUCGGGACCAAUAAAGACUCAAACGGUAUAUUCACCAGAACCUCGUCAUCCUCCACUUUCUUCUUCGACUCAGCCUCGCCCUCCUCCGACUCUGCCCCCUCCUCAAACUAACCUGAAGUCGAAUCCCUUCCUUCCAUCCCGCUGGCCACCCACUCCAGAGGUAAAACCCCGUAUCGAAGGUGAUUUCGAUGAAUGCGGACGUGAGGGCUUCGCUUUCAGCCAGAUUGGUGGUACGGAUGUGGUCCGCGGUCAGUACCCUUGGCUGGCAGCCCUUUAUGUGGGCACUACGAGAGCCACCUACAAGUGCGUGGUGUCGGUAAUUUCGAGGCGUACGGUAAUCACCGCAGCCCACUGCAUAUUUGAGAAGGAGACGAACGAGUUGUGGGUGUACCUGGGACGCCACGAUCGAGACAAAAAUCCGGAGGAUGGAGCCAAGUUAGUUGGUGUUUCAUCUGUGCACACACCUGAUGAGUACAAGGACAACCGCCUGCCUCAUACUGAUGUUGGUCUCCUUAUCCUAGCAGAGACCAUUGAGUAUACACGUUACAUUCGACCUUUGUGCCUGUGGACCUCGGAUAUGAACGUGCCAAGAAACGAAGGCGAUUCGGGAGUCGUGGCAGGCUGGGGAGUGGACAUGGACGCCGAAAAGACCCGUUUUCCAAAAAUGGUUACUGUCAGUCUGGUGACAAGGACAACGUGUCGCAACAAAAUGGCACUGGCUGAAGAUUUCAUCACCGAUCGAACGGUUUGUGCAGGAAAUUCACUGAGUCAUGGUCCUUGCUUCGGUGACUCAGGAGGCGCUCUGAUGGUCCUGCGAAAUAACCGGUGGGUUGUCCGAGGUAUAGUGUCUCUAUCGCCGCGAAAAGGGGAAAUCUGCGACCUCAGCAACUACGUUAUCUACUGCGAUGUAUCGAAGUAUCUUACCUGGAUUAGAAGAAACAUGGUAUCCUAAUGAUGUUACCCCCAAAAACUUGCCAUACAACUGUAAGCUAAGUUAAUAUAAAUAAUUAGUUUUGUGUGAAAAUUAAAGAAUAAAUAAACU
Molecule: messenger RNA, 1490 nt
Organism: Drosophila bipectinata
Lineage: Eukaryota; Metazoa; Arthropoda; Insecta; Diptera; Drosophilidae
Product: chymotrypsin-like protease CTRL-1
Biological process (GO): proteolysis
Molecular function (GO): serine-type endopeptidase activity
Source: RefSeq, a predicted model, not a curated record